AUGACUCUCCCAGUUUCCUGUUUUUAGUGCAUGCGUCUAACUGUUUCAAAUGCUUCACUAGAUGCACCAUCUCCUCAGUUGUGGGAUUAUUUGCUUUGUGCAUCAAGUGGUUUAGUGUUUGGUUUGUCUUGCAUGCAGGAGUUUGAGCGGGCGAAUACACAGCGUGUGCGUCAGCUCUUUUUUACCUCUGUGGAUGAGCUGCUAUAUGAGGGGAGAGUCAGCAGCCGCUCGGAGUCACUGCAGGAGGAGUGUGAGGAGUGGAACGGACACACCCCUCAUCUCAGAAUUUUAGGGAAUCAGAUGGAGCCUCCUAAACAGGAGGGUGUUCAGUACAUCUGCAGACGAGAGUCCAGUGCCAGAACCUCCUUCUUCUCCACACCCAGCUGUCUGGACGAAAGAGAAGACCAUAGCGAGCUGUAUGUAGCAGGCCGCAGUCUGGCCCCGGGACUUUGGUGUGAGCAGUCUGUCCAGAGCUCCAGCUCUCCGCUUUGUGAGCAUUCACUCAACCUCUCAGAGGAAGAGGAGGUGUAUGAAGCAGAGGGCAGCAUUGAGGAGUUUUUGGCUUAUGAUGGAGAAGAAAUCUGGUACUGCCCAAGAAAAAAAGAUACAGUUCAUUAA
Molecule: messenger RNA, 618 nt
Organism: Sinocyclocheilus grahami
Lineage: Eukaryota; Metazoa; Chordata; Actinopteri; Cypriniformes; Cyprinidae
Product: protein FAM149B1-like
Exons: 4
Coding region: 31-618 (195 amino acids)
Source: RefSeq, a predicted model, not a curated record